Schistocerca nitens (vagrant locust) is the source of this 1781-nucleotide messenger RNA. RefSeq lists its product as uncharacterized. The record is from RefSeq and is a predicted model, not a curated record. NCBI's taxonomy places the organism in Eukaryota, Metazoa, Arthropoda, Insecta, Orthoptera, Acrididae. The transcript has 2 exons. Bases 114 to 1478 code for a protein of 454 amino acids.
UGAGCUUGGGCUCCAGGUGCAAACGCCGCAAUCCGGGUCAGGCUGUCCAGGCGGGCCGCGCCUAUAUAUACAUUGGCUCCAGCGGCGGCGCUCACAGUGUGCAGACAGCUACCAUGGCCGCCCUCGCGCUCCCUGUGAUCCUAGCGUGCUUGUCGCGCACGGCGCUGGCCGGCGUGUUCGGUCUGCCCCCCUUCGCGUACGUGGCGCCGCCGCUGCCCUACUACCAGCACUACUCCGCUCAACCGGCAGUGGCGACGCACUACUCGGCCCAGCCCGCAGUCGCCACUCACUACUCCGCCCAGCCCGCCAUCUCGCAGACGCACUACUCGUACUCGCCUCCGCCGGAGAACCGCUUCCAGGGCUUCUACUACCGCACCGCUUUCCUCGACGGCUCCGCUGACAGCCAGGUGCUGUUCGUGACCGGGCCGGAGGUGCGUCAGCUGCUGAGCGAGGCGUCGCAGUUUACGCGGCUGCUGGCGUCUGGCGGGGCGGAGAACGCGACAGAUGGGGGCCCCGCCUUCAGGUCGCUGGCGGAGCGAGCCAAGGCCGCCGCGGAGAGCUCCGUGGUGUUCCCGGCGGCCACUGCGCCGCUGCUGGGCGGCUCCAUCCCGCUGGACGCUUUCCUGCCGCCGUGGGCGCGCGGCCUGCCCGACGCAGCCGCCGGUGCCGACGCAGCCGCUGGCGGCGACGCUGACAAUUCCACGAGUUCCAGCACACAGGACAGCGCCGCACCUGCCGAGGCUGGUCCAAACUCCGAAGCGAGUAGCCGCUCCGAAGUGAUCGUGCCGGCGGUAGAGACCAACAGCAUCGCCGAUACACCCCAGCCGGUUCCCGACGUGGCCGUCUCCUCCACUUCGGCUCCAGCUGUGGAACUGGCAGCCAGCCCAUCCGCACCCGUCGCCUCCGAAGCAGCCUCUGCGGCACCGAGUACCGAACCGGCAUCGCCUUCACCCAGUACAGAAGUGGCACCCGCUUCCAGUAGUACCGAAAUGGCACCCGCUUCCAGCAAUACCGAGGUGGCACCCGCUUCCAGCAGUGAAGCCACAGUAUCCAGCACUGAAGCGCCACCCUCCGAAUCUGGCGGAGAAACUACUUCGCCUGCUGCUGUAGACAGCGGAGCGAGUCCAGUCGCCACAGAACCCAGUCCCAUUGCUUCUGUCGAUACUACUGCCUCUACAAGUGCCCCUGCUGCCGCGGAAGAAGCUUCGACCUCCACCGGAUCAUCGGAAGUCACUCCAUCUGUUGUCGUUAUCACUGAGGCUUCUUCUGGUGACUCAACUGAAAACGGUGGAUCCACACCCGCCUCUACCGAACGUGUUCCGUCCGAAUCUUCUGAAACUACCAGCCCGGACAGCGUUUCCAGCACCACUGCCCCUCAAGGAUCAGCUGAAACGAGUACAUCCUCAGAGGCAGCUAGUGACAGCUCCGAAUCUACCACUAACUCUAGCAGUGGUACGGAGCAAUUAGCGACGAGUUAGGUCUAAUACCUACCUGUAACGGUUUGUGAUCAAAGUGACAAGGCGAGACGAGAUGCAAAGCCCAAUCUAUCCGUCGCUAACACAGCUUUCAGUUGAAGUUUAAAUUGCCUUUCGAUUGUCUUGUCAAAGCGUCGGUCUCAUACACUGAGGUCCAAGGGAUCACGGGAAAGGUUUGGGCAGUGUACCCUUUCGGCUCUGAAUCAAUCUAACAUCAAAUAAAAUUUGAUAUAUUAAAAUGCAUAUGUAUCCUAUGGUUCUCGUGAUACAGACCGUCAAAUAUAUAUUUAUUUGUGUCAUCCAAAA